Molecule: messenger RNA, 2643 nt
Organism: Pseudonaja textilis
Lineage: Eukaryota; Metazoa; Chordata; Lepidosauria; Squamata; Elapidae
Source: RefSeq, a predicted model, not a curated record
AUGAGGCAAGACAACGCGACGGAACGGCCACCGACCAAAGAAGCGACCCCGGCCACCGCAAGACCCGGGGAAACCAGCCGUCGAGAAACGACCACGCAUCACGGCGACCUCGAGCCCCAAUCCGACACCGAGGACGAAGACGAGGAAAUCCACCGGCUGCAGACCGAGCGGGACCGCCGGGACCGCCGGGGAUGUAAGUCGAGUUUCCACAUUGCGAAAAGCGGGGGCACAUCGCCAAGCUACAGCCCACAGCGGCGAGGCAACAGCCCGCGACGACGAGACAGCACCCCCCCCAGGCACCGAGACCGACCAACCGAGAGCUGGUGGAGCCGCGACAGCCACAGCCGACGAUUCAGCGAAGCACAGCAGCGCGAGGAAACCCACCAGACGGUCGUCAUCGGCCAUUCUUCAACCACGGACGCCCGGAAGGUACACGUGGCCCUGCUCAUCGAGGACCAGCCCUGCGAGAUGGAAGUGGACUCCGGGUCCUACCUCUCAAUGGUUUCGUGGCGCACAAUCAAGCACCUAGUCCCGACCAUCCGCCGCAACGAGCUAGACGACCAGAAGCUAAUCCUGAAAGACUACCAGGGAAACCGCAUCCCUGUGGUCAGCAUUGGGCACUUCAAGGUCGCUUUCAAGAACCACACCGACAUCUUGCCACUCACAAUCGUGGACCGGGACCGCCCCAGCUUGCUCGGCCUGCAAUGGUUCGCCCCGCUGGGCAUCGAGGUGAUGGGCAUCCAUCACACAGACGAGGCCAACUGGGAAGCGACCCUCGUAAAAGAAUUCCAGGAGGUCUUCGACAACUCGCUAGGCAAGUACCGAGGGCCCCCUAUAUCUUUCAACCUUAACCCCAACAUCGCCCCGAUCCGCCUCAAACCUCGGCGAGUGCCUUUUGUGCUCAAACCGAAAAUCGACGAGCAGCUAGACAAGCUCGUUGCGCAAGGGGUACUAGAACCCAUCGACCAUGCCCGUUGGGAGACGCCUAUAGUCACCCCCAUCAAACCCGAUGGCUCCAUAAGAAUUUGCGGGGACUACAAGGCCACCCUCAAUCACGCGCUGCAGCAAAGCGCCUACCCCGUCCCAGUAGUACAGCACCUUCUGCACUCACUGGGGGGAGGCUGGGUCUUCGCAAAACUCGACUUGGCACAAGCGUAUCAGCAAUUGCCGGUCGAUGCGGAGACAGCUGAAGCGCAAACGAUUGUUACACACCGGGGGGCUUUUCGGUGCAACCGACUCCAAUUUGGAGUCAGCGUCGCUCCAGGAGUUUUUCAAAGUCUCAUGGAAAGACUCCUCCAGGGAAUAAAAGGGGUGGUUCCCUACUUCGAUGACGUGCUGAUCGCAGCCGCCAACAGAGAACAAUUGGAGACCCGUUUAAGGGCAGUGCUUAACAAAUUCAAAGAUGCCGGCCUUAAAGUCAAAAGAGACAAGUGCCAACUCCACACCGAGAGGGUCGAGUUCCUGGGGUACCUCCUGGACCGGCACGGAAUACACCCAACUGGGAAGAAACUCAGAGCCAUCAAGGAAGCCCCCACACAAACAAACAAGGCGGAACUACAGGCAUUCUUGGGACUGCUUAACUUUUACAAUGUUUUCCUACCCCAAAAGGCGACCGUGGCGGAACCCCUACACCGGCUACUCGAUAAAACGGCCACCUGGACCUGGGGGAAGCGGGAGGAGACUGCGUUCCAACGAACAAAAAACCUGCUAAUAUCGGACGCAGUCCUGAUCCAGUAUAGCGAGACCCUCCCGCUCACGGUAACGUGCGAUGCAUCACCGUUCGGCAUCGGAGCAGUCCUCAGCCACACCCUACCCAACGGGAAGGAAGCACCCAUCGCCUUCUUCUCCCAAAUGCUGGCCAAACCGGAAAGAAAUUACAGUCAACUGGACAAAGAAGCCCUCGCCAUCGUCGCCGGAGUGAAAAGGUUCCACGAAUACCUUUAUGGUAGGGACUUCUCUAUCAUUACAGACCACAAGCCCCUGCUCGGGAUACUCGCAGGGAACAAGGCCACCCCGAACAUCCUGUCGCCCCGGAUGACGAGGUGGUCCGAGUUCCUUGCCGCAUACUCAUACGAACUAUCACACCGGCCCGGCAAGAACAUUCCGCACGCUGACGCACUAAGCCGGUCACCACUACCCAACCUAGACGACGACCCAGCGCCCACAACGACGACCCUGCAAAUCGAGACCCUACCCAGCCCACUCUUAACCGCGCCAGACAUUGCCCAUGAAACAAAUAAAGACAAAUGGCUGGCGCGGGUAUUGAGCUGGGUAGAGCGAGGGUGGCCAGAAAGCGACGGCGGCGAGCAGUUCAGAGCCUUCCGAAACCGCCAAACUGAGCUGUUCUCACAAAGGGGGUGCAUACUCUGGGGCGACCGGGUAGUCAUACCGGAAGCACUACAAGACAGAGUGUUGGCAAUGCUGCACGAGGGACACCCAGGGAUCGUCAAGAUGAAAGCCCUGGCCAGAAGCUACGCUUGGUGGCCAGGGAUGGACAAACAAAUCGAGAACACGGUCUACGCAAAGAACUUCACGGGAGACCCCCUCUGGGUUCCCGCACAAAUAACACAGGUAACCGGGCCCCGAUCAUACAGACUCCAAACGACAGACGGAAAGAGCUGGAAACGGCACAGCGACCAGCUA